Antechinus flavipes (yellow-footed antechinus) is the source of this 2311-nucleotide messenger RNA. RefSeq names its product SH3 and cysteine rich domain (gene STAC). Gene Ontology annotation, cellular component: extrinsic component of cytoplasmic side of plasma membrane. The record is from RefSeq and is a predicted model, not a curated record. Gene Ontology annotation, molecular function: transmembrane transporter binding. Lineage: Eukaryota; Metazoa; Chordata; Mammalia; Dasyuromorphia; Dasyuridae. The transcript has 11 exons. The coding region runs from base 161 to 1393 and encodes 410 amino acids. Gene Ontology annotation, biological process: positive regulation of voltage-gated calcium channel activity; skeletal muscle contraction; positive regulation of protein localization to plasma membrane.
GGAAAGCUAGGAGGGGAGACGGAGCCCCCACGUCAGAGGCUCCCAGCCCUGCUCGCUGAUUCAAACUGAGAGCAGACUUUCUGAGCUGUGGGAAACCAAGGCAGGAAGAGGCCGUUCUCCAGCCUGCUCCAGAACCCCCCAGAUUCCCUCGAAAGGUAGAAUGAUUCCUCCGAGCAGUCGCCGGGAGGACCUGGGGCACGAGCUGAUCCAAGAGAACCCAGGGGGCAGCAGCGCCGAGCGACCUCCGUCCCCAGCCUCGACCCACAGCCAGGAAUCCAAGCUGCAGAAGCUGAAGCGCUCGCUCUCUUUCAAGACCCGAAGUUUACGGAGUAAAAGUGCCGACAACUUCUUCCAGGGGCCCGGCGGCGACGGCAAGCUCCCCGCAGACGCGGCGCCCGAGGGCCCCGGCAGCGGCGCAUUCCGGCCCCGGGGCGCGGGCAGCUUGGGCGCCACGCCCACCCGCGGCCGGCUGCAGCCCCCGGCGGACGGCGGGGCCCACGCCUUCCAGGAGCACGUCUUCAAGAAGCCCACCUUCUGCGAGGUCUGCAGCCACAUGAUCGUAGGGGGCAACGCCAAGCAGGGCCUGCGCUGCAAAGCGUGCAAGAUGAGUCUCCACCACAAGUGUGCGGACGGCCUGGGCCCCCAGCGCUGCAUGGGCAAACUGCCCAAGGGCUUCCGGCGCUACUACAGCUCCCCCUUACUCAUCCAGGAGCAGUUUGGCUGCAUCAGAGAAGUCAUGCCCAUUGCCUGUGGCAACAAGGUGGACCCAGUCUACGAGACUCUCCGAUUUGGCACGUCCCUGGCUCAGAAAACCAAGAAGUCGAGCUCGGGGAGCGGAUCCAGUUCUCCCAACCGGAACUCGAUCUCAGACCUUGGAGAGGUCCCAGAAGAAGUGCCCGGAGUAUUUUUUGAGCCCAGCAGGAGGCGCAGCAACAGUGUGUUCACAUAUCCUGAAAACAGGUCCGAUUACAUCAGAGAAGACUUGAAGACCACGAAUGGCCCCAUAUUCACCAAAGGCUCCCUGCACAAAGACACCUCACAGACCAGCACCUACGUUGCCUUGUACAAGUUUGUCCCCCAGGAGAAUGAGGACCUGGAAAUGAGGCCAGGAGACGUGGUCACUCUCCUCGAGGACUCCAAUGAAGACUGGUGGAAGGGGAAAAUCCAAGACCGGACGGGGUUUUUUCCCGCCAACUUUGUCCAGCGUGUGCAGCCGGAGGAGAAGAUUUUCAAGUGUGUGCAGACCUUCAUUGGCUGCAAAGAGCAGGGACAGAUCACCCUGAAGGAGAACCAGAUCUGUGUGACCUCAGAAGAGGGACGAGACGGCUUCAUCAAGGUCUGCAGUGGCAGAAAGAAGGGCCUGGUGCCUCUGGACAUCCUAGAAAACAUCUGAUUCUGUGCCCACUUGGGGCAGUGGAAACUUUGGCCGACAGCGGCCAGCGGCCUCUUCGGAUGGACAUUGUCGGUUCUGAUGACCCCCAGGGGAUCCAGACUGUAAAUGUCAAAUGCACACACACGGACACCCACAAACACCCACAAACACCCAAACUACUGAGCAACGGUGAGAAUGGAAACAGAGUGGAAGUUUGUUUAGGAAACGCAUUUAGUCAACCACUGAAUGGAGACUGGAGGCAAUGCCCUUCGCAGGGGAAUUGGGGGGAGGGGAGCAGGAAGCAGUUAGAAUUCAAAUAUACUUGUCUAAUAAAAGAUGUCUGUGUGUCUGAAGAAACCCACCGGUACCUGAGGUAAGCCUGUGUUACCGGAGACCCCAGCAGGAGCACUGACCUUCUCUGGACAACGUGGUCUGAUGCUUUGGUGUUGUGCCGUGGGAGCCACCGGCCAGUGGCUGCUGGCGGUCUCACUCAGACCCCUAGAAUGGAUCUCUUCCUGUGAGAGGAGACUGAGAGGCCGUCGCUGUUCUCUGAGCUCCCCACUGAGAGGCCGUUGCAUCAUCUGACCUCCCUCCUCUUCCCUCUGCCUCCAAUUUAUCUCAUUCCCAGUCCACAAGCAACACCUGUGUCAGUAAAGGCUACUUUCCAACUCCUUCAGAUGCUGGGAUCUACAGAUGUGGAGACUCUUGGAGAACUGAGCUUCCCCUUCACCUAAGCGUGGUCCUUAUCACUGUGGGGCCAGGAUGGCAUGAACCCCAGCUUUCUGUCCCCAAUAUUAGUCAAACAGUGGAGCAUUUUAAACUGGGAUAGCCAGCGUCCUCAGAAAGCUGUUUGGAGCCCAACAAUGUAGGAGGGUCUAGAAUCCCAUAUUACCAUAUUGUCAAGAAAUACAGUGGUCCACUGAGGUUCUCUCUCUCUCU